Messenger RNA from Naegleria gruberi, 699 nucleotides. RefSeq lists its product as uncharacterized. Lineage: Eukaryota; Heterolobosea; Eutetramitea; Acrasida; Naegleriidae. Bases 1 to 699 code for a protein of 232 amino acids. The record is from RefSeq and is a predicted model, not a curated record. The transcript has a single exon.
AUGGAAAAACCACUCAAAGCAACCUUCGCCUUCUUGCGACGUUUCUUCUGGGGAUUGGAAGAUUUUAUCAAUUCACAAACAAAGAUUUCCUUCCUCUCGAUCAGUUCAAGUAGUACCACAAUGAUACUUACAAAGGGAACAAGUUUUCAAACCUAUCUUGCCUAUGCCAUUCUUGUUGAUUGUUUGAGACGUUCAUUCGGACUUGAUUCAUGUCCAAUAGAGGUUGAUUAUUCGAGAGCAGAGUGCAAGGAUUUUCUCAUCAAAGUUACUGGAUAUCAUCCCAGUUUUGUCACCUAUGACUAUUAUAUUAAACGAUUUGAUGGAUUUAUAAUGAAUUUGGAUCAGACAAAAUUAUCUACUCAAGUACAGAGUUCAUUGGAGUAUUUAUUGAAUUUUCUACAGGUGGAUGAUAGUCGAUAUUUUGAUGAUGUUGAGGAGGCCAAGGGAAGUUAUCAUCGACCAAUUCUAUUUGUUUACUUGAUGAAGAAUGGAAAGAGAUACCCCAAAGUUGAAGAAUUAACAAAGCAAGUGGAAGAAUUGAUUGAAAAAACAAAAUUUGAUCCGAAUCAAUUUCAUAUUACCUUUCUGUAUGAAACAGUUUUUGUUGGGGAGGAGCAAGCAGAGAAAUUAAGCAAACAAAAUGAUGCAGAAUUCUAUUCGGCAAUUGAGUGGUUAUUUAGUAAGUGUGCUAUGAAAUAA